Molecule: messenger RNA, 906 nt
Organism: Osmia bicornis bicornis
Lineage: Eukaryota; Metazoa; Arthropoda; Insecta; Hymenoptera; Megachilidae
Exons: 1
Coding region: 1-906 (301 amino acids)
Biological process (GO): DNA integration
Molecular function (GO): nucleic acid binding
Source: RefSeq, a predicted model, not a curated record
AUGCAGGAACUCACGCUGAAAACUUGGAAAGGCAGGGGAGCCAAGACGCAGAAAGGGUGGAUUUGCGUCUUCGUUUGCUUCGCAACCUCAGCUGUUCACUUGGAAGUUGUCACCGAUUACUCAGCCGACGCAUUCAUCGCAGCCUAUCGCAGAUUUGCAGCAAGGAGAGGAACUGCAGCCUCUCUUUACUCAGAUUGCAGUACCAACUUCCAAGGAGCAGACGCACAAUUGAAAAGGCAGUUCAACGACAGCACACGCGAAAAUCAAGACCUCGCAGCUCUACUCGCCAAGGAUGGUACGCAGUGGCAUUUCAACCCUCCUGCCGCUCCACACAUGGGUGGAAAAUGGGAGGCGGAGGUCAAGUCUCUCAAAUUCCACCUGAAGAGGACGAUUGGAGAUGCUUUAUUGACGUUCGAGGAAUCAAUAACAUUGCUCGCGCAGAUUGAAGCCAUCCUCAAUUCACGACUGUUGGAACCACUCAGCGAUGAUCCAGACGACGUCUCAGCCCUCUCACCAGGGCACUUCCUGAUCGGAUCGCCGCUCAACGCAGUGCCAGAGCCCACACUUCUCGACGUCUCGGUCAACCGAUUGUCAAGGUGGCAAUUUCUGCAGCAGCGUCUCCACAAACGAAAAAUGCCACAAACCCAAAAAUGUCGCCAAAAGAAAAUGUCGGAAAAAACUGAAGAGUCACUGUCUCAGAACGGCACUAAAUCUAAAGAGUCUACGAGCUCACUUAUCACUAAUAAAGGCGAAAACCGUUCAACGGACUCGCGUGCACAACACUGCGUAGUCACGAACUGUUACGCGAAGGGCGUGUCUUAUCCGGCUCGAAGGACCAAAAAAUGUCUGCGAAAAGCGUGGUCUGCGUGGUCGGAGAAAGAAAUACGUACCUUGAUUAACACUUAA